AUGACCGGCAAUGAAUACCAUAAAGUCAAGUUCGAAAAGGCCCUCGUCAACGGCAUCAAUCCUGCCUUGGAAAGAUUUUGCUCAAAUCCGGACCACAGCCGUUUUGAGCGCGACGCACCGCCGCUGUUUGUCCGUACUUCCAUCUGGCGAGUCCCAGGCAUGGCUGCAGCCACGCCUGAUGACGGUGCCUACGAACGCAAGAUGGAGGAGCUUUUCGCGCCGCAUCUCGACCAUAUGGAGCAAGAGAUCGCAUUAGGUACAGCACAAGGCAUUCGGCUGUACCAUCCCAGUGCAGUCUACGCGAGGGAAGAAAAGUUCGAGAUCCAUCGCAUGGCGAACAGUGUGGAUUCUUGCAGGCAUAAAUACGUCGAAGGUGCGUCGGGCGUACGGCGACUACGAGUCCUCGCACGGCGAAACAUCAGAAAGCGCUGGAAGAAGAUGGGAGUAUGGAAUCCUGCUUGGGGAAUUCCUUGCCGGGAGCCAUCGGAGCCCAAUGACUCGACCUGGGAUUGGAGAUGGGAGUGGCAGCACGGCGAGUUUGCCGCCAAAGCAACAUCCUUAUCCUCCCCCGCGGCAAAGACACACCCCCCUCCCCUUUCUCACCUGACUGAGCAAACAUCGCCCAGCGAGGCAGUGUCUUUCAUCGCAUCUCGGCCGUGGUUUGUGUUUGGCAUUGAGCAAACUGAGUGGGAGACGAGACUUCUCCGACUUCCUACAGUUCGAGAUAAAAAAUACGUUCCAUCAGUCCCGUUGCUAUGGCAAAACAGAGGGGACCGAAGAUUGAAAAAUGAUUCUUCGAAACCCAGGCUACCAAUUGGCUGGAAAUGGCGCCAUGAGAGUCCUUCGCCUGAUCAUGAAGAUGCUAGCGGAAGUGGCUGCCUGAUAGCGGACCUGCUUGGGAUACAUCUGCGGCAAGAGAGAACAUCCACUUGGAUCAUGAUGCCAUGGAGCUGA
Messenger RNA from Clonostachys rhizophaga, 954 nucleotides. The record is from the annotation of a GenBank genome assembly. NCBI's taxonomy places the organism in Eukaryota, Fungi, Ascomycota, Sordariomycetes, Hypocreales, Bionectriaceae.